CUAUUACCUAUUCUUUACCUUCACACUUAAAACGUAGUUGAGCAAAUCCUCUAUUUUUUUCCCUAUUAUUGUUCAGUCAGCCAAGGUCAUUUAACAUUUAACACUUAGUAAAAUCUUUAUCGUCAUUCUAAACGUACGGAUUCAUAAAAACCCAGAAAAAUUCACACUUCAAUUAAGCAGUGGAGCGAAUCCCCUGUUCUUCCUCUGUUUCUGUUCUGUUCUGUUCUGUUUUUCUUCUUGUGUUUCCCCGCAAAUCCCCUGUUCUUCCUCUGUUUCUCUUAUUAUAGUACUUGUUCAAAAACAACAGCAUGGCCUCAACCGCCGUUCUCUGUCAAGGGCUGCAAUCUUGCAUGGAGCCACAACUACCUGAAAAACAUGUCCUAAUAAACAAACUGUCCCCUCCCACGUUAAUCUUUUCCCAGUCUAAGUUUAAUAUGUUUUCGCAAGAAACAGAAGCAAAAGGAGUAGAACCGAAUGAAGAGAUUUGUGUUCGUUCCAAUGACUUGCAAACCCAGAUUUGUGGAUGGAGUUUCUUACAAUCUCUAGAUAACGCAAAAAGAGAAAAUGCAGAAAAUGAAGUCUAUAUUCACCCUUUAAUGAACCGCUCUUCUUCCACCCUUAGCCCUAAAAGCUUGGAAAUGUGCACAGAGAACUUAGGAAGCGAAACAGGCAGUGAUAUUAGCGAAGGCAUAGAGGAAAACUCUUCUUUCUUGUCAGAAAAAGAGAAUUCUCGUGAUGUUCAACGAUCAAAACGUCGAGAAAUUGUUAAAAAACAUAACCGGAUAGCUAGUUUUCCUCCCCCUCUAACUUCACUAAAUGGUGUUCAAGUCAGGCCUCAACGCGGAGGCGGCCGCUUAAUUUUGAAAGCCACAACCAUCACUUCAUGCAAAUCUUGCUUCCAAACAGAACGCGCAGAUGGCAGGCUUACACUUUCUUUGAUGAAUGAUGGUAUUAACACUCAUAUUCCUGAUAGUUAUGAGCAAGCUGAAAAAGAAGCUGAAGCCCAAGUCAAUGAACAUGAAAAUGUAGGAAGUGAAAAAGGGGUAGGAGAGUACGUAAGGCCAAGAAAAUGCAAGGAAAGUGGGAGUAGGAUCAAACGGAUUCCAAGUUGGGAGCCAUUUUGGGUGGCCAUUUCCUAAAUCCUACUAAUAAGCUUUGUAUUGGAGCUUUGUCUUCCCCAUUAUCGUUGCUACUAGUCUAUUUAAGCUUUUAUUUUGUUUUCCUGUCGUGAUUUUCUAAAGGUAGUUAUUAUGGUUGUCCAUAUGGCAGUUUAAUUUGGACCAUCUCGAACGCCAAUCAAGGUUAUUUGAUACUAGUAUAUUGUCCAAUCCGUUUGUGGUUGCGCAACUUAAUAUGCAUUAACUUUGGCCCGAA
Nicotiana tabacum (common tobacco) is the source of this 1374-nucleotide messenger RNA. RefSeq names its product protein FANTASTIC FOUR 2-like. Lineage: Eukaryota; Viridiplantae; Streptophyta; Magnoliopsida; Solanales; Solanaceae. The record is from RefSeq and is a predicted model, not a curated record.